This is a messenger RNA of Amphibalanus amphitrite, 5520 nucleotides long. RefSeq lists its product as uncharacterized. The record is from RefSeq and is a predicted model, not a curated record. Lineage: Eukaryota; Metazoa; Arthropoda; Thecostraca; Balanomorpha; Balanidae. Bases 394 to 3918 code for a protein of 1174 amino acids. The transcript has 15 exons.
ACGGCGCCCGGCCGCCAGGCGGAGAGGUGCAUUCCGUGGCCGCUGUGGUGUGGAGUGAAGUGAUGCGUGACUUCGCACAAGCGUGCCGCGCAGAUGCAUGGUGGCGGUGCUAACGCAGUUGCAGCCGGGUAGUGUUGUGCCAACUAUACAGAGGUCCUGUCGAAGCUGGUGGUUGUGUUCGACGGUACGGGUCUGUCAAUAGGCGCCGGCCCCGGGAGCACAGCGACCCUGGCGCGCCCUCGGCUGGACAUUGAGGCGUCUGUCGAUCGGCCGGACUGACGCGUCACCUGCCAUAUCGGGGCAGGACCGCCGGCCGGUCGGAAUUCCCGGCUCGGGGUCCUGUGGGUCGCAGCUGGAGUCGGCCAGGGAUGCACACGGUCGCUGCUCAGCACCAUGGCGCCCGCGGAGAUGGCUGUCGUGCCGCUGCUGGCCGCUGUCCUACUGAGUCCAGUCCUCAGCCCUCCGGCGGCGGCGAUGCCGUUGGGCGCGGCCGGGGAACCGGGCAGCGGCGAGCCGACCCCGCCGCCGACGGAGGGCUCGGGGCCGCCAGAGACUGCCGCCAUCGACGCGGAGGAUCGCGAUGAACCGCUGCUGUGGGUGGAGCUGCCGUCCGCGUGGAGCGGGCCGUGGAAGGAGGAGGGUGCCGAGGCCGGCUCCGGUCUCGGCGAGACCACGCAGCGGCCGGAGCUCGUGGAGCACCUGGGCUCGGAGGAGGGCGAGCAGGAGCUGCAGUUCCAUGUGGUGGCCAAGCAGACACGGAAGACACGGCGGCGCAACCAGACGGUGAUUGAGGAACAGCCGGAAGGCACUUGGCUUUCUGAGAGUGCUACACCGUCUGAAAAAGACACUAUCCUUGGUCUACGAGUGUCGGUGCUUCUACGGACCCGGAAACCUCGACCGCAACAGACGCGGACCUCAUCUGAAACAGACGUGCCUGAACAUCAGACGCCGAAAACAAAACCAGCCACCGGGAGGUCGUCUGCAGUACCGGGUCCAUCUACAGGUGGGACCACGGCCUCCCCCUCUGACGGCCGCGCCAGGGGCACCGCUCUGACCGCGGCCCCCAGCACGGCGACUGAGUACCGGGCGGGCCCCGGGCCGACCACGGAACCAGCUACCGCUGCUGACACGGCGCUGGAGACCAGCCUGGCGGGCACGGAGACCGUCACCUCAUCACAGGCGCCGCCCGCUGCUCUGACGCCCCGGCCCACCCCUCCGCCAACGGCCGGCGGCGCGGCCGGGCUGCCCGCAGGUGAACGGGAGACCGACGGGAGCAGGCUGCGGCAGGAGUACUGCCGAACCACAUUCAUCUGCGUGUUUCACGGCUGGGCUACCGUCUGCGUGAUCGUGCUCAUGUUCCUCGUCCUGCGUACUGUGGUCAACAACUUCGGCAGCGCGGUGCAAUGGUGCUGUCACCUGCGCUCCCGGCACCGCCGCUCGGACGUCAUGAGGGCAGUCGACGCCAUCAACAUCGGAAUGGACAGGAAGUCCUGGGCCAAGAAGUCGCCCUGCUCGCCGCAAAUCAAGGCCGAGAUCGAGAGCCGGCUGCGCCAGCUGUUUAUCCGCUGUGACGUCACGCUGGAGAUGGUCGGCAGCCUGAGCUCGCGGCUGGGCAAGUCGCUGAACGCGCGCCCAGAGGCCGAGGACUCGCUGCAGGAGUACCGCUUCACCGAGCCAGUGCUGGGCGCCGACGCCGACUUCAUGGUGGUGCUACAGGUGCCGAUGGCGCCCACCACGGCCGGUGGCCGCGAGCUGCCGCGAUACAUGCUCGACGGCGUGCCGCCCUACCUGACGCUGUCGCCCUUCACGGGCGCACGCGCCGCGUCGGGAUCGUCGCUGGCGCGCCGCUGGUCGCCCGGCACGCCGCCGGCCGAGGCUGCGGCCGGCUCGGAGGCCGGUCUGGAGCUGCACUCGUUCACGGCCCGGCCGGAUACGGCGCUCAGCGUAUGUCCGCUCACCAGCUCACCUUCACUGCCCGCGGCCGAGCGGAGCGGGGGCCGAGGGGUGACCAAGGCUGGAGGCGGGGAUGCCGGCGGCGGAGACAGUACUGGAGACACGCCUGGGGGAGGGGUGACCAAGGCUGUAGGCGGGGCUGUCGGUGGCGGAGACAGGACUGGAGACACGGCUGACGGCGGCGGAGAUGGGGCUGUCGGUGGCGGAGACGGGACUGUCGGUGGCGGAGACGGCAGAGACACGGCUGCCAGAGACGGGUCUGCAGACGGCGGAGACGGGGCAGGGGACAGGACUGCCGGCGCCGGAGCUAAAGCUGUCGCCACCGGGCGGUUCCGGUGCACCAGUCUGGGGACGGACUGCGCCGGCGCCGCUGCCGCUGUCGGCGGCCUGCCGCCGGGACAGCUGGGGCCUCCGGGAGAGAACGGCGUCAGCGAUGGCUCGGGAGGUCUUAGAACGGACCCGGACGGAGAGACAGCGACACUGCGGCGCUCCGUCAGCCUCACACAGAUGCCCGUUCUGCUGCGAUUCCCCACGCUGGAGGCCUCGCGCCAGGAGAGCACACCACCGGGGUUCGCGCACGUGCAGCUCUUCCUGGACCGAGUGCUGCCGGAGGACCGCAGCUGGUGGCGAGACGCCAUGAGCGAACCGGUCGGCGGGGCGCUCUACCUCUCCAGUAAGAAGGCGCGCCAGCUGAUGCGCGACAUGUUCGAGAGCCUGCAGCUGACGGUGGAACAGGACCGCCAGAGCAUGUCCAUGGUGGACAGGUGUCUGGCCGACUACCGCGGCGAGCCCAGCUAUGACAAGGACGUCAAGUCGCGAGGGCCGGCGGUCACCCUGAGGCUAACGCAGACCGACGACCGGGCCAUCGCCAACAUGCCCUUCUUCCAGAACAGCUGCUGCCACUGGCUUUGUAUCUGCUGCAGCGUCAUUCUGCUGCUGCCCUUCUGCGUGUGGAUCUUCCUCACCGGAGGCUCGUGGCCGGUGCGCAAGUGUACCGGCGGCGCGUGCUGCUCCAUCUACUACACGGUGACGCUGCUGGUGCCGAUGGUGCUGGUGCUGCCGGCGCUGCUGGUGGUGCUGGCGCUGCGGCGGCCCGAGCCCGACCCGGUCGCUGACGCCGCCGCCGCUGACCAGCUGCACAUCGGAUUUGUGAUCGCCUACGUGGCGCUGUCGGCACUGUGCGCCUCGCUGUUCGUGUGCGUGUCGCAGUGCUUCUUCAAGCUGCCGACCAUUUUCUACGGCGACUUCGUGACGGCGCUGGUCUGUCCCGAGUGGCCCAACGACGCCAUGCAGUUCAAGACCAGGUCGCGUCAGUGGCCCACCCGGUACGAGGUGGACGGCAUCGUCCGCCAGGGCUGCCACCUGGUGCCCAAGCCGCCCCGACCGUGCCGCUGUCUGGCCGUGAACGGGCCCGCCGCCUGCGACGACGCCCACCUGCUGUGGCGCUACUCCUUCUCCAAGGCUGAAGUGCGACUCAGCCAGGCGCUCCCUGAACACUACAGGCGAGCCUACAUGACCUUCAAGUGGCUCGUCAAAAAGUACGUCACAAGGAGCAGCUGCCCCAUGUACGGCAUCGGAAGCAACAUGCGCUCCUACUAUCUCAAGACGGUGCUGUUCUGGGAGCUGGACCUGCGCGGCGCCGUCGAGUGGUCCGAGGGUGUCGAGGAGGAGCUGCUUCAGCGGCUGGCCCGCCGCACGCUGCGCCACAUCCGACAGCGACACCUGCCGCACUUCUUCAUUCCCGACAUCAACCUGCUGGACGAGCUGACCCAGACAGACUUCGAGAUGGUCGCCGACCUCAUGGAGAAGAUCCUGGCCGGGCCGGCGGCGCUGCUCAACAUGCCACAGCUGACGUGGCAGAUGUCCACCAUCGGCAUGUGCGAGGCCAUCUUCUGCACGCCGGGCAGGGACUUCCAGAGCGACGUGUGCUGCAACUACGCGUCCCGCAUGCACACUGUGUGGUGAGCCGCGCCGCGCCACCCCCGCUCAUCGCUGCUGGAGGGGAGGGGACGGCGCCACACCCCUGCUGGAGGGGAGGGGACGGCGCCACAUACCCCCUGGAGGGGAGAGGACGGCGCCACACACCCCUGCUGGAGGGGAGGGGACGGCGCCACACACCCCCUGCUGGAGGGGAGGGGGACGGCACCACACGCCCCUGCUGGAGGGGAGGGGACGGCGCCAUACACCCGCUCCUCGCUCCUGGAGGGGAGGGGGAGGGGGAGGGCGGCGCCCAGUGUGGGGCGCGUGUGGCUUCGGUACUGGCGUGACGGUGUACAAAUAUCGUGCGUACAUUGCCCUGACAUGUUUUGCCGACGAGUUUGCUUUGAUGUGCAAAUCAGCCGGUGCCACUCAUUUGCUAGGUGUUUAUACAUUAGGCGUUUUACGGUUUAGGAACUAAAUAUGCUGAAUGUCUUUCUUGUUGCCAGAGGCGAACAUGUGAUUUGUACCGUGCUCAUUUUAAUUAGUUUUCUUCGUACAUGACAGGAUGAAAUGGUGACACGCUGACCUCCUGGGCUGGCAAACGAUCGGAAACAAUCAAACAGUGAAUGUCAACAAAGGAUAUUUGUGUGCUUCAUUUACGUUCACAUAAUGGUCAUGAUCUCAAGCAUUUUAACGUCAGAAUAGAACAACCAUUCAUAGUCUUUACCGAGGAGUUUUUAAGCCUCAUAAUAGCCAUUUUCACAUUAGAUAAUGGGCAAUUUAGCACCGCUGAAACACUUCACUUCGUGGGUCAUAGCAUAACUAUGUAGUGUUUGUUGUUUUUACGGUAAACAACAACUGGUUUUUACGGUAAACAACAACUGUUGAUGCUGCCUCUUUUUGUAAAUCAUGAUGAUUAUUUGCUUGAAGAUAUCAGGCGUAGAGAUGGCACAUCUAAUUUAUAAUCACACCUAGGUUGAAUUUUGUACAUGUUUUCUCCCGCCAAUGAUCAAAGAGAUGAUAAAUACUCCGUCCGUCCCUCGCUGUGUUUUGUACAAGCGUAUCGCCCGACUAUUGUAUAGUGGUACGACGCAGUGCUCGUCACUGUUCUUGGAGACCUAUAGUGGAUUUUUAGCAUUAUAUUCAUGAUCUUAAAGCGAUGAACCAAGUACCUGUAUCGUUUCGGCGUACUCGUGCAGUUCUACAGGGCAAUUGUGUCUUUGUGAAGCGGUCGCGUCGGUUCCGUGAAUCUGUGGCCGUUCUCUGGGCGAAUCUCUGGCCGUUGUCUGGGCGAAUCUCUGGCCGUUGAAAAUGUUGUGAACCUCUGGGUGAAUCUCUGGCCGUUCUCUGGGUGAAUCUCUGGCCGUUGACUGUUGUAAAUCUCUGGCCGUUCUCUGGGUGAAUCUCUGGCCGUUGUCUGUUGUGAAUCUCUGGCCGUUGACUGUUGUAAAUCUCUGGCCGUUCUCUGUUGUGAAUCUGUCGUUGUCUGUUGUGAGGAGGCCGGCGCCGUUGAGUCGCGCUCCGCCGCGGCGCUGUGUCGUUAUCGGUACAUUUCCUGCUGCACAGUCUGUGCUGUUCCCAUGUCGGCUGCUACCGAUAUGGGAGGGACGGGUGGUGACGACUGCUGUAAUACAACCAGUGUUCUCA